UCAAUCCUCCCCACGUUGAAGGAAAGGAAAUCAAGGCAUCCAGAAACUUCGUUUUCUUUACCCCUUUUAUCGAAAGGAAAACUUUACAAGUUUUUAUCUGAUUUUCCACUUCUAUCUAUUUCUGGCUCCGUACCCACAGUCCAGCUUGUCUCCAAACCCUAGCCCCCCCACGCUCGCUGCCUCGCUCUGUCUCUCUGAUCUCCAUAGAUCUCAUAACCCUAGCUUUCAUGGGUUCCAGAAAGGGCAGUGACAACGAUGGCGCUAGCCCAGGGAAAAUCUUUAUUGGAGGCUUAGCUAAGGACACAACUCUAGAUACAUUUACUAAGUACUUUGAAAAGUAUGGGGAGAUAACAGAUUUUGUGAUAAUGAAAGAUCGGCAUACGGGUCGGCCCCGUGGUUUCGGGUUUAUUACCUUCGCGGAUCCUUCUGUCGUGGACACUGUUAUGCAAGAAGAUCAUGUUAUUAAUGGCAAACAAGUUGAGAUUAAAAGAACCAUUCCAAAAGGUUCUUCACAGUCAAAUGACUUCAAGACAAAGAAAAUAUUUGUUGGUGGGAUUCCAACAUCAGUUACUGAAGAUGAGUUUAAGAAUUUCUUCUCGAAGUAUGGAAAAGUGGUGGAACAUGAGAUAAUACGUGACCAUGCAACCAAACGCUCUCGGGGUUUUGGGUUUAUCGUGUUUGACAGUGAAAAAGUUGUUGACAAUAUGCUGGCCAAUGGAAACAUGAUAGAUAUGGAGGGUACUCAGGUUGAAAUCAAGAAAGCUGAACCAAAGAAAGCCUCAAACCCAGCACCUGGACCUGCAUAUGGUAGUGAAUCUAGGCCACGUUCGUACAAUGAUGGUUAUGGUGGAUUUGGUGAUUAUGGUGGUUUUGGUGGUGGUGGUGGUGGUUUUGGUCCUGCUCCUUAUAGGUCUUUUGGAGGUUUUGGCAGUAGAUUUGGUGAUUAUGGUGGAUAUGGUGGUGGUGGUGCUGAUUUUGGUGGUAGUUAUGCGGGGUUUGGUGGUGGUGCUGGUGCUUUUUCUGGUUAUCGCGGAGAGUCAUCAUUUGGUUAUUCUAGCCGAUUCGGUUCCUAUGCUGGUGGGCUUAGUGGGAGUGGUUUAGGUGCAUAUGGACGUGGAGGUGGAGGCUAUGGAAGUUAUGGUGGUUCAGGCUCAAGUGGUAGUUAUGAUUCAGGACCGGGUGCUGGUUUUGGUGGACCAGGUGGAAUGUAUGGUAGUAGAACGGGGUAUGGAGGCAGUAGUCGCUAUCAUCCUUAUGCACGGUAGAACGAGAUUAAGAUCUUCCAUAGAAGUUGCCCCAGGUUUUCAAUAUUUCAGCAUAUCUCAUCACAGGUUCGCUAGGCACUGUGCACUUUUGCAAGUGGGCACUAUCUAGAAGAUCAGAGGAACUAUUAGAUUUGCCCGUCAUCUCUCUAUUGCUUAGAGAACCCAAGUUAGAUCAGCAUCAAUCUAGAGCUUCUCAUCAAAAGAGCAAAGAGUUUUAGUUGAGCUGCUAUCUUGUGCUUUAAGUUUAUUAUUGUCAGUUUAUUGUAGUUAAAGACUUCUAUUUUGUUUCGAACUUAGUUAGAACCAGUUAUGAGGUUUGGAUGUAACAUUUAGGUAAUUAGUAAUUACACACUAGAUUGUUGUUGACACAGAGAGCUUGUUGCUUUUUAACUCUCUAGUUUUUCUUGAUAUGCAAAUCUGAAGGCCUAGGUAACUUUCACAGGUAGCAGAUGCAGUUAUGUGGUUCUGUAGCUACACAGGUAAGAGAACUACGCAUUUAAGUUUCUAGUGUACUGUUGAACUAUACAGCAUAUCAGCAUAAGAGGCUUGAAAUGCUUGUAGAUAUCAAUUAGGGGGAUAGCUCUUAAUAGUGUGGGUAUAUAUCUUGUGGAUGCUUAACCAUCGUGUAUCUGAAAAUUUUAGAGGAAGAUACUUGCAUGGUGUAGGUCAA
Molecule: messenger RNA, 1935 nt
Organism: Theobroma umbraticum
Lineage: Eukaryota; Viridiplantae; Streptophyta; Magnoliopsida; Malvales; Malvaceae
Biological process (GO): regulation of gene expression
Cellular component (GO): chromatin; nucleoplasm
Molecular function (GO): RNA binding
Source: RefSeq, a predicted model, not a curated record